Rangifer tarandus platyrhynchus (Svalbard reindeer) is the source of this 735-nucleotide messenger RNA. NCBI's taxonomy places the organism in Eukaryota, Metazoa, Chordata, Mammalia, Artiodactyla, Cervidae. The record is from the annotation of a GenBank genome assembly.
AUGGAGCCUUGGGCUGUGCAGUGGCUUCUGGGCCUUCGGGGAAGGACACCCUGCCGGGUGGAGUCUGGGGGCAGGACCCCGGGAGGCGGGCGGGGGCUGGUGAGACACCCGGGCUGCCUGAAGCAAGGGCGGCUCGGCCCAGCACCCCCUCAGCCCCCCAGGACACUGUCGGCCACGCGCAGGACCGCUUCUGCUCGACGGCGGAGGGCGGUCCCCAGGACCUGGGAUGCUGGACCCAGGGAGGACGGUCCCAGGGCCCCGGCGCUGGUGAGGCUGGCAGCCCGUGAACUGUCUGCCAGGACCACGAUAGCGAUGAUGCGCGUGCUGGUUACGUGUUUGGGUCCUCGGUGCGCCAGGCGGUUUUCUAAGUCCUUCGCGUGUACCAGCUCGUUUAACUUUCACGGGAGCCAGGGAGGCAGCUCCCUGCGAACCUUCCGGAAUGCAGUGGGUGUCCCAGAGGGAGACGUGUGGUCUAGCCUCUUCAGGUCCAGCCUUUGGCCCAAGGAUGCGAUCUCGGUCCUCCUCGAGUUCCUCGCCGGCUGCGUCCUGUGCCUCCAGGAUGCGGGUCCGGAGGCGCUCGUGGGCCUCUUCCGCCAGACUCACUCAGGCCCUGCAGCCCGGCGCUCGGGCGCGCCCCAGGUGCAGGAGCGCCACCCCGCAGAGAAGCAUCACCGCAGGUGCUCCCAGCCUGGGCUGGGCUCCCAUUCGGCCGCACAGACGAUGCUCUGCUGUUAG